UGCACACAUACAACAUGUUAAAGGGGCGAGGACACACACGUCCCCCUCACAACAACGUGGAAGUGUGUUUGUAGUCUAAUAACUUCGAUGAUGACGCAGGUCGCGCAGCACGCUUUUGGAACAGGGUGGUGUUCAUAUUCGUAGUCAUGGAGACUACGCAGUUUAAUUUUCCAGAGGGAUCUAAUAACUAAUGCAAAGUUUGGCCAUUUAGAUACAGCACCUGAGGUUUAUUUUUGAUUUUUAAAACCGCAUUUGAGGGUCAUGUCGAGUAUUUAUUGAAGUGGAAGGGGUGGCCUCCCAAGUACAGCACAUGGGAGCCAGAGGAGCACAUUCUAGACCCUCGACUGGUUUUAGCGUAUGAGGAAAAGUGAGCAGUUAUAAAAAUGAAAUUUCCUUAUUCAUUCUUUCUUUCACUUUCAGCCACUAAUAUAUUAAUUCAUCCACACUGCGUUUACUCAUUAUUUCUAAUUACAAACAGAGAACAGAGAGAAAGGUCAGUGAGGUGUCGUAAAAGAGGCCCGAAACCGAAAAGACUCUUCAUGCAGCAGAAUAUUUAUGCAAUGGAUCUGCGAAGCGCACACAAAGAUGCAGAGAAGUCUUCAGCACAUCUGCCGCUCUCGCUUGACCCAAGGUUCCAGUCCACAGGGGCUUGUAUAUAUCAACGAUUAACCCACCACAAGAAAAAGAAGAAAACAUCAAGAGAGACUUCUGAGGAAGAAUGGGAUAGAAGAGAAGAAGAAGAUGAUGACGAUGAUGAUGAGGGGGUUAUGGAGGAGGAGGAGGAGGAAGAAGAAGAAGAAGAGGACACAAGACAAGGAGGAAUUAAAACUGGCAGCAACACUUUAAACAAGCAUGUCAGGAGACGAUGCUGGAGUCCAACCACUGAAUCAGGGGCAAUGACUAUAUCUCCUUUACCUGAAGACUGGAGUCCAGUUAUGGGCCCAGAGGAGGUCAUUGUGACAGAUAUCACCAUCAACUCACUGACUGUGACUUUUAGAGAGGCCUUGGUAGCAAGGGGAUUCUUCAGGAGCUGGGAGAUGGAGAUCUAACGUUACAGAGACUGAGGGUGGUCAGAAUGAGAAUUGGUACAUCCCUUGUUUUGCAUUGUUGAUUAUGUGCUUGCACAACUUCCUCCAGUGUUUCAAUUACAUUUAUUUGCACUAUUAGUUCUAAUUGAGUUAAAAUGUUCCAAAAUGUUUCAGCAAUUACAAUCAAUCAAAAAAAGAAUACUGAUAGUAUGAUGAAACUGUAAACUAGUAUUGACCAUGAAACAAAUCAAGCCAGUUCUCUAAUACUGGAUUGCAGUGAAGUUUACAGAUUUAACUAAAUGGGUUAAACUUCAUUCGGUCUAGUCAUGUAUUUGCAUGAAAUACAUAAUGGUAGUUCAGAGUAAGCCACACAAUUAAGUAUUCCUAAAAGCAAAGUUGUCACAUACAUAUUUACAUUACAUGUAUGUAUGUAUGUGACCCUGGACCACAAAACCAGUCAUAAGGGUUUUUACAUCAUCUGAAAGCUGAAUGAAUAAGCUUUCCAUUGAUGUAUGGUUAGGAUAGGACAAUAUUUGGCCGAGAUACAACUAUUCGAAAAUCUGGAAUCUGAGGGUGCAAAAAAAAUCCAAAUAUUGAGAAAAUCGCCUUUAAAGUUCUUAGCCAUGCAUAUUACUAAUCAAAAAAUUAAGUUUUAAUAUAUUUACAGUAGGGAAUUUACUAAAUAUUUUCAUGGAACAUGAUCUUUACUUAAUAUCCUAAUGAUUUUUGGCAUAAAAGAAAAAUCUUUAAUUUUGACCCAUACAAUGUUUUUUUGGCUAUUGCUACAAUACUGGUUUUGUUGUCCAGGGUCACAUGGUAAACAUAUUCUAAUCUUGACCUUCAAUUUAAAUUGCACACCACCUCAUGCAGUAAAUUAGAAUUAGUGGCCUCCUGAUACUUAAAAUAUGUGAAAUACAAAAUACAGUGUUUCAACACAGUGUGCUGUCCUUGACACUUCAUAAACAAAAUAUUAUGGUUGUGGGGAAAAAAAAAACUGCACUCCUCAUCAUCGCACAAUUAUGUUGUAAUUGCGUAAUUAUGUGUAUGAAAUAAAGUUGCAUUUAAUUUUUUUUCCCAACACUUGCUAAUAUCUCAUCUAUUUGCAGUGUUUGUGCAAUUUUUUCAAGUAUGCACCAUCUUGCACAGUAGUCUACCAUGUUAGAUUUAACUUGACUACUGUUUAUAUUCGGUGUUAUUUUAGUCCAAGAGGAAAACUGAGACCUGAAGGCAAAAAAAUAUCGAUGAUUUCUAUAUCUAGGUGAAUGUAUAUUUAGCCUCUAGGAAUGUCCAUCUCUGGGGGCUCAACUGUUUAAUAGCUGACAUCAUGUGAACUGAAUAUAUUUGAGACUGUCUGUGCCAAAUGUCUGUGGUUGUUUUUGCUUAGAGUAUUUGCACUUUAAAAUGGAAAUCUUGGUAUUAUGAUGCCAUAAAUAAAAUCUUGGUGUAACUGUA
Cyprinus carpio (common carp) is the source of this 2480-nucleotide messenger RNA. RefSeq names its product chromobox protein homolog 7-like. The transcript is spliced from 5 exons. The record is from RefSeq and is a predicted model, not a curated record. NCBI's taxonomy places the organism in Eukaryota, Metazoa, Chordata, Actinopteri, Cypriniformes, Cyprinidae. Gene Ontology annotation, cellular component: PRC1 complex. Gene Ontology annotation, biological process: negative regulation of transcription by RNA polymerase II. The coding region runs from base 384 to 1049 and encodes 221 amino acids.